AAGGCGCUACUAUGCACCGCUCCCCUGUAUAACAACUCUGAGGUUUGGAGGAGCUGGGCGCUUACAAACUGCAACCGAAAAAUUUGGGGUAUCAACGUGGCAAACGCUCAAUUGAAUAUGUCUCACAGGAAGCCGCAGAGCUGUACACGUCGAUUAUUGCUAUUCCUACAUCGCACGUCCGUGUUACCGGCCGUCAUCUUACUACUCCUGUGCUUCACCGCGUGCUCUACUCCAUCGGAAAGCAAAAUGGGAAGUACAUGUAAAAAUGUCUGGAGUAUAUUAUACCAACGUGCUCGGGCUCAGUCCCGGGCCCUUAGUUCUACUAGUGGGAAGACGGAUCCUAGAAAUAAGGGUGAAUGUUUGGAGAGGGAAAACAACACUACAGCUUGUGAAUGUGGAUUUGCAUUAUUGGACUCUUGCUUCUUUAGUGACAAAAAGAUGCUUGAAAUUGAAAAGGGUGCAAAGGAAUUAAAUACUCCUAUCAUACGAGCCAACCAAAAGUUAGUUGCAUCUGUCAAUGGAGGGUUGUAUAACCCAUCUCCUUUGGUUUUCAAUGCUGCUUGGAGUGACGAACAUUUGAGGCACAUGACAACAGGGAGAUUUUCUUAUCCUUCUCCCUCUGAUGUACAAAGGCCGGAAAAUGAUGAAGAUAUUGCCUUUAUGAGUAUUCCGGAAUUGGGGGAACUCAUUAAGACAAAACAAGUUACAUCCGUGGAGCUUACUGGUAUCUUUUUGAAACGAUUAAAGAGGUAUGGUCCUGUCUUGGAAUCUGUGGUCACACUUACCAAAGAAUUAGCAUAUCAACAAGCUAAAGUGGCAGAUCAGCUGCUUGCAAAAGGAGAAUAUUUGGGUGCACUUCAUGGGAUUCCUUAUGGUCUGAAGGAUAUUAUUUCAGUCCCUCAGUACAAGACAACAUGGGGAUCCAAAACUUAUAUUAAUCAAACUCUUGAUAUUGAAGCAUGGGUUUAUAAAAGGUACAGAGAACUGAAAGUGUUUGUUAUGCAUGGGGAUUCUUUGCAUCAAAAGGAUAUACCCGAAGGAGCGGUGAAAUUUAAGGGAGUUUUCUUUCUCCUUAGGAGUUUGGAGAGUUUCCCUUCUCCUUGGUUUCCUUUUCCUUCUUUCUUGGAUAUCUUAUUUGCAUAUCACAUGUUUUUGUAACAUCGUUUACAUGCAUGUAAAUUCCUAAAACCAGGAAAAAGAAAUCCUAGCAAAUCACUUCCUAAAUCAGAUUAACGCAUGAAGGUAUCAGAAUAAAAUCAAUCAAGCAAAACAAUGAUCUAUCACUCCUCAUUCAUCUACUCAGUUGCUCUUUUAUCUUCCCAUAAUAUUGUAGUUUAGUGUAGAGAUUAAAAUAUUCAAUUGAUUAUGAUAAGAUUUGUUCUGAUCAUAAUUUGAUUUCUUAGGAUCAAUUCAUUUUAAAUUGAAGUCACAUAUCGGAAAAUUGUGAAAUAAUAAAGUGCUAUAUUAAGAUAUGGGCUACUCCUCUUAUCGGAUUGACUUUUGAGGAUGAAAUCCCGUAUCUUAACACAAUUCGAAGAUUUGUAAGUAUUAAGAGAUCUUGUACAUCACCGCCGUCUAAUCAAUUUGGAGGCCCGUUCUAAAUGUAAAAUCGAGGCCCCACAUUAAUAUAAAAAAAUUAAACAAUAACCAUCCAAAUACUUAUAUUCAAAUCAAUUGAAUAUUCAUUAAAAAAGAACUAAAAGAGUAAAAGGAUCAACGAAAAAAAUGGUGGAUCUAUAUUUUUUCCUUACUAACUGUAUUUAAUAUUAAUAUACUACCUGCAUCUCGAAAAGGUUCGGCAUAUUGAGUUUUCUUGGUCAAUGAUGACAAACUUUGGAUAAUGAUUUUAAUUAAUAUAUUUCAAUAAAAUUUAUAAUUUUUAUAUUUUUAUGAAAAUAUUUUUAAUGAAGAACAUUUUGGUAUAAUUUUCAUAUUCAAAAUAAUUUCCUGCUAAAAAAUAUCAUUGAUCAAAGUUGAUUGUCAUUGAUCAAGAAAAAUCAAUUUGACAAAUUGUUUUUGGGGAGGAGGGAGUAUAAUAUUACUCCGUACUAUAUAAUACUAAAAGAAAUUUAAAAAUUUGGGGCCCCAUAAAUCUGGGGGCCUUUUCUAGAUAACCUAUUGAAUCCUCUAAAAAUGGCCCUAUUGUACAUAAUUACUUUUGCUUUAUUAACCUAGUCGAGGCCUAUAAGUUGUAAUUACCUGAUGUAUUUUACACUUAAGAAUUAAAUUCUAUUCUUCAAAUUGGGACCAGAGCUUCACGUUUCUAGGGGCUCUGCUUCCGCGCACAACACAAUAAAAGGUCGUUCUCAUUGCAAAAUUACUACCAAAAAGCUGCUCCUCUAGGUUCUGUUCCAGAGGCGAUUUUUCCUUUUUCGAAAAUGCCACCUUGCUACUCUGGUAUUCUUUUUCUUCACAAUGCCUCUCUUCCACCUUUGACCCACAAUGACCUCCCAAUCCUCCCAAUAUUGCAAGGGUCAUACUAGUUAGAUGGGUGCAACUAUCUUCAAUGGGCCCAACUUCUUCGUAGAGGACGUAAGAGGAUUAAUCACAACGAAGACAAAGUCCUUGCUAGAAGACAAAGCUCUCAGUGAUUGAGACUCAACAAGAGCAAGAAGUUAAUUCCGAACAACUUCCUUUCACAAAGGAACAGAUAGAACACCUACUUCAGUUUCUAGCUACCUAAAAAAUAUCCAACCAGGAAACCCCUUCUUGUUCUUUUGCCCAAAAUGGUAAAACUAUAUCAUAAUUCUGUUCUGAAAAAUAAAAUAACACCCGGGUCCUUGACUCAGGUGCAACAGACCACAUGACCUUUAUUCCAAAUUCCUAUUGUUCCUAUAAACCUUGUGCAGGGGAUAAAAAAGUCAAAUUGCAGAUGGCUCUUUUUCAGCCAUUGCAGGGAUGGGAAAUGUCAAGAUUUCCUCAUCUAUUAACCUUUCUAAAGUCCUACAUGUUCCAAAACUUUCUUGUAACCCUGUCUCUGUUAGCAAGUUAACCAAAGAUCGCAUCGAGGAGGAUGAUUGGCAGUGCUAGAGAGGAAGAUGGACUCUAUAUCUUUUUUGAAGGGACUGAAUUAAAUAAAGAAGAAGUCAGAAGAGAAAAAGCAGAAAGAAGGUAAUGAUGAGUCUAAAAUAUCAAGGCCAACAACAAAGCAUUGAAGGGUCAACAUUAUAUACCUCUUCUAGACAGAAUGAAAACAAGAAAAAAGGGAUGCCAUGUUGGUGUGAUCAGUGUAAGAAACCAGGCCAUACCAAAGAAACAUGUUGGAAUUUGCAUCGUAAACCUAAAUAUUUCAAAUCAAGCAAAGGGAAAGAAGCCUAUGUAGCUACCGGAGAUAAGGAAGACAUGGACACAUCACACAUCUAAUUCUGCUGCAUUUAUCAAUGAGCAGAUUGAGGUCCUUCAACACCUAAUAAGUCAGCGCAAAGGGCCUACACCACCAACUAGCUUGACUCCUCAGACAGGUUUUGUGGAAAAUGUUGGCUCUUGGAGUUGCUGCAUUGGAAGCCACACCGACGAUAGUUGAGGCGGAACUUCUGUAGAGUGUAGAUGAAGUGUUUAGAGAAGGGCAUGCUUCAUUGCCUGAUGUGGAGUCCAUUGAUUUGGAAACGUCGGGAAUCUGGUUAGAAAGUUUCUGAACCGAUUCCUAUAAUGCAGUACCUGCUGCACCUUUUGCACCGUAUUUUGAAGCUUGUGAAGGUGCCCUUCGUUUCUCAGUAUCUCUGGAAGGAGCAUGCACUGAUUAGUGGCUCUGUGGAAAAUGUUUGCUCUUGGAGUUGCUUUGUCGGAAGCCACACCAACGGUAGUUGAGGCGGAACUUCAGUAGAGUGUAGAUGAAGUGUUUAUAGAAGGGGGUGCUUCAUUGCCUGACGUGGAAAGGUCGGGAAUCUGGUUAGAAAGUUUCUGAACCCACUCCUAUAAUGGCUACAGUACUUCGAAGGUGCCCUUCGCUUGUCAGUAUCUCUGGAAGGAGCAUGUACUCAUCAGUUGUAAGUGUUGUGAAAUUUCCCAUGACACCAGCAAUGGAACCGAAAUGUUAUAUACCGGGAUUCUUUGCGUCACGGGAAUGAAUUAUAGUGAUAAACAGGAAGGAGCGGUGGAUUUCAUGGAGUUCCCCCCGUCCUUUGGAAUUUGGGGUUGAGAUCUGCUGGGGCAGUGCUUGUUGCAAAGCUAGUUACGGGAUCGUUAGCAUAUGAUGACAUCUGGUUCGGUGGAAGGACAAGAAACCCAUGGAAUAUUCAGGAAUUUUCCACUGGUUCAUCAGCGGGACCCGCUGCUUGCACCUCUGCAGGUUUAGUGCCAUUUGCAAUUGGUUCAGAAACAGCAGGGUCCAUUACUUAUCCUGCUUCCCGUUGUGGUGUCACUGCCAUUCGUCCUUCUUUUGGAUCGGUCGGUCGAACUGGAGUUAUGAGCAUAUCCGAAAGCCUGGACAAAUUAGGCCCUUUCUGUCGAGAUGCUGCAGAUUGUGCGAUCAUUUUAGAUGCAACCCGGGGUAAGGACCCUAAUGAUCCAUCGUCCAGGGAUAUUCCACUGUCUGAUCCAUUUUUGGUUGAUGUCAAGAUGCUCACUGUUGGGUAUCUAAAGGAUGCUGAUAUGGAGGUUGUUGAUGUACUUUUGACAAAAGGGGUCAAAAUGAUUCCAUUCGAACUAAACUACACAGUUGAGUCAGCACAAGGCAUACUUAAUUUUACAAUGGAUGUUGAUAUGCUGUCUCAUUUCGAUGAAUGGCAGCGAUCAAACAAGGAUGAUGAGUAUGAGGCUCAUGACCAGUGGCCCCUUGAGCUUCAGCGAGCACGAGUUAUAUCUGCGGUGGAUUAUAUCCAGGCACAAAGAAGUAGAUGGAAGUUGAUUCAAGAAGUGAGAGAGAGUUUCAAAGUGGAUGCUUUAAUUGGAAAUGCAACUGAUUGGGAAAAAGUGUGUGUGGGAAAUCUCGUUGGCAUGCCUGUGGUUGUUGUCCCAACUGGGUUUAAGAAGAUAUCUAAUUCACCUUCGAAUGAUACUCCGCGAAGAACGACAAUCACCACUGGCAUUUAUGCUCCACCUGACCAUGACCAUAUUGCAUUGGCAUUGGCAAUGGCUUACCAGAGUGUCACUGAUCAUCACAAGCAACGUCCACCGAUAGAUAAUCUCGGACCAAAUGAAACCAUCCCCAAUCCACCUUCAUCCCCUAUCCCGGCACGACAAUUGCGUGCCUAUUAGGUCCAACUAUGCUGUUGAUAGGUAAUCCUAUCUAUAUACCAAGAUUGAACAUGGGUUGGUCUUACUGUUGUUGCACCUAUCAUAUGAAUAUUAAGAAGUGUUUUGACUAUGGGCAUCAUAAUAUUGUUUACAAGCUUUUGUGGCAUUGUUUGGAUGGGAAGACUAGCAAAGCUCUAUAAUGAUACAGUAACGCUAAAAUAAAGAGGAUGAGUAAUUUUUUCAUGUACACAAUGGUUUUUCAAUUUUGUUCUUCAAGUUAUUGCAUAAAGUUUCCAUCA
Messenger RNA from Cuscuta europaea, 5474 nucleotides. The record is from the annotation of a GenBank genome assembly. Lineage: Eukaryota; Viridiplantae; Streptophyta; Magnoliopsida; Solanales; Convolvulaceae.